AUGUUCCCGUCUUCAUCACUUCCUGUCCUCCUUCUGUGUAUGCUGACAGCAUCCAGCUCAGAAAUAAAAAUCUCCGAGGAUGCCCUGAAGACCUGCUCAGCGAUCGCCUGUGGCAUCCCAGGCAGAGAUGGACGAGAUGGACCCAAGGGAGAAAAGGGGGAACCAGGGCAGGGGCUCAGAGGCUUGCAGGGUCCUCCGGGGAAAAUGGGGCCUCCAGGAAACACAGGGCCUCCUGGGGCUCCAGGAGUAAAGGGCACCAAAGGAGACCGUGGAGACAAUUCAGUUGUGGAGACUAAGCUGGCUAACCUGGAGGCAGAGAUGAGGAGACUGAAAUCGGAACUGGACCAUGUCAAAAAGUUGCAAGCCUUCUCCUUGGGCAAAACACCUGGGAAGAAGUUCUACGUGACCAACGGUGAAAGAAUGCCUUUUUUCAAAGUGAAGGCCCAGUGCGCCGAGCUCCAGGGCACCGUGGCCACGCCGAAGAACGCUGAGGAGAAUAAAGCCAUCCAGGAUAUGGCCGGCAGCCCUGCCUUCUUGGGCAUCACGGACGAAGUGACUGAAGGCCGGUUUAUGUACGUGACGGGAGGGAGGCUUGCCUACAGCAACUGGAAGAGGGAUGAGCCUAACGACCACGGCUCAGGGGAGGAUUGUGUGAUCCUCCUCCAGGACGGGCUCUGGAAUGACAUUUCCUGCUCUUCCUCCUUCCUGGCCGUCUGUGAAUUCCCAGCCUGA
Messenger RNA from Prionailurus viverrinus (fishing cat), 732 nucleotides. RefSeq names its product mannose binding lectin 2 (gene MBL2). Gene Ontology annotation, biological process: positive regulation of phagocytosis; surfactant homeostasis. NCBI's taxonomy places the organism in Eukaryota, Metazoa, Chordata, Mammalia, Carnivora, Felidae. The transcript has 4 exons. The record is from RefSeq and is a predicted model, not a curated record. Bases 1 to 732 code for a protein of 243 amino acids. Gene Ontology annotation, cellular component: rough endoplasmic reticulum; multivesicular body.